AUGUCCCCCCUGCAGCGUCUCCUCCCAUCUCCUCCGGCCAAUGCCGGCAUCCGUCUCCCGGGUUCCGUUCUCUGCGACGUCGGGACGUACAGGGACAGAAGCGGCGGGAAAUUAAAAAAUGUUAAAAAGUGACAUUCACUCAAUCACUGUAACAAACCAUUUCACAUACAUUUUAUCCCUAGUGCUUUGUCCUGUGCCCUGCCUGCAUUUUUACUGUUCUUUCUGCCUGGAAACUGAGAAAUGUGCAUGGCGUCCAAAAAGCAUCCCUUUAGGUCAAAAGUGGUUUUAGACCAGCUAGAGAACAUUGAUAGUAAGUUAGAACCACUUGCAGAAUUGA
Staurois parvus is the source of this 337-nucleotide messenger RNA. Lineage: Eukaryota; Metazoa; Chordata; Amphibia; Anura; Ranidae. The record is from the annotation of a GenBank genome assembly.